AUGUUUAAACAUGCAGGCACCUCAGAAAACAAAGCAUUGAUCGAAGUCAACAUCCAUCAACUUAAUAUCAAUAUAUCAGUUCCAAACUGCGAAGUUAUGGUCGUGUUCCAAAGAGGAGACAGAAAAGCUCAAACGCAACCAGUCUCAUUGGUAAACAAAUGUGCCAGAAUCGAACAAAUCCUCAAAAUCCCUGCCACUCUCUAUUAUGAUGUUAAGCAGAAGGAAUACUAAAAGAAAAUGGGCACCUUGAUUGUCCUCGUCAAAUAUGAAAAGGGAAUGAAGAAUGCAGGUCAAAUCGAUAUUGAUUUCUCCUCGUACCUAAAUUAAAAAAAGGGGAAAAUCGAUGAGAUCUCACCCCUUUCUAAAUGUCCUGACUCUAAUGCCACCCUCUCAUACACAAUCAACUUCUUGAGUCAAGAAUAGAGAUCCAAAACUCCUGAAGCCAACAUCAAUAAUAUUAGGGAAGAUCAAUCCAAGGCUCAAAUUACAUAAUUAGACUUGUAAAAUAAGCAAUUGAAGGAGGACAAUAUUCGAUUACAAGAUGAAGUCGAUUAAUUGAAAGCCUAAAAUAAAUAAUAAUAGAUCUACAUUCAACAACUAUAAAAUUAACUCAAAUAAGGUCAGGAGGUAUUAAUCAAAUAGAAUUCAUCUAAACCCAAUUAUGAAACACCUACUGCACAACCAGAAGAAUGCCAAAAAUGCUAUGAAUUUCAAUUAGAAUUAGAGUUAUUAAAAAAAUAAAAAUCCAUUAAGUAGCUUCCUUGUGAGAAGUGCUCAAAUUUAGAGUAGUAAAUCGAAUCACUCAAAAAGCAAUAUUCACAAGGGUCAAAGAAGGAGAGUUCUGAUUAAAAAGUUGAAUUGUUAAAUGAAGCCAACACUCAUUUAAAGGAGCAAUUGUAUGAGCUUGAAUAAUAAGCUGCCAAAAUUAGAAAGGAAAACCAGGAUCUAAAAAACAAACUCAAUAUUUAAAACCAAUAAUUAAUAGACUGCAGAGAGAGAAUAUAAGAAUUAGAAAACAAUGAUGAAGAUGAUAAACGCAUUGCAGAAUACUAAAAAUUAAUAGAAAAAUCAAAUGAUGAUCUAUUGGAUAUCUAAUAAAAAUUGUUUUCAUUUUAAACUGAAUGCGAUUAGCUCUAAAGAGAAAAGAAUGAAUAUGAGCAAUAGCUUGAGAUUUUGUCUAAAAAAUAUGAUACUCUAGAAUUAUAACUAUUCUAAUAAAAAUAAAGAUAUGCUAACGCUAUGCAUGCAUUCCUUAGUAUAGGCGAUACAAAUGCAAUUGAAGUACUUGAAUAGUUUAGUGGAGAUUGA
This is a messenger RNA of Paramecium tetraurelia, 1308 nucleotides long. RefSeq lists its product as uncharacterized. The record is from RefSeq and is a predicted model, not a curated record. NCBI's taxonomy places the organism in Eukaryota, Ciliophora, Oligohymenophorea, Peniculida, Parameciidae. The transcript is spliced from 4 exons.